CCCCGUCCCGUCCCGUCCCGUCGCGCCUCGCCCCGCCCCGCGGCCGGUCCCUCCCGCCGCGGCCGCGGCCCCUCCGGAGCGCGGCGGGCGCGGGGCAGCGGCGGGCGGCGGCGGCCGGGCCGGGCCAUGGCCCCGCACCAGCCCAGCGCCGGGCAGUACCUGCGCUCCGACAGCGGCGGCUCGGCGGCCCGCAUGCUGGCGGCCGGCACCGGCGGCGGCGGCCCGCGGCGGCGGCGCUGCGGCCCGCUCUGGGGCAGCGUGGCCGUCAUGGCCAUCGUGGCCCUGCAGAUCGCCUCCACCACCGGGCUCUUCGUCUACUUCACCAUGGCCAUCUCCAAGGUAUUUCCAUUCCAGCUCAAAGCCCAGUCACAGGGAAGUUCGGAGGAGCUGAGGUGUUUGCAGCUUAUCAACCAGCAGCAGGAGGGCUUGGACUUGGAGGAGCUGAUCAGCAACCAGUCCUGCCUCAAGCUGGCCAACACCAUCAAAGCCUACGUGACCACGGUGACAGAGAACGUUAUCCGCAGGAGCACGGUAAAGGAAGCCCAGCGGAGCUACUUCAACAGCUCGGAGGGGCAGGCUCCUCCCAAAACACCCGGCAAACCUUCAGCGCAUCUAACCCUCCGCCCACAGAGCCUGGCCCAGGAUGGAAGUUCCAAGCGCUUCGGGAACCUCUCCCAGUCCUGCCGCCAUGCCAUCGCACGCUGGGAAGACAGCACUAUCCACUCACACCUGCAGAACAUCACGUACCGGGAUGGCCGGCUGCGGGUCAACCAGGCAGGAAAGUACUACGUCUACUCCCAGAUCUACUUCCGCUACCCCAGCGACGGGGCCAGCACCCGCAUCUCUGUCCCUCAGCUUGUGCAGUGCAUCAACUGGAAGACCUCCUACAGCCAGCCCAUCCUCCUGCUCAAAGGGGUUGGCACCAAGUGCUGGGCACCUGAGGCAAACUAUGGCCUGCACGCUCUCUACCAGGGGGGGCUGUUUGAGCUCAAAGCUGGUGAUGAGCUCUUCGUCUCCGUCUCUUCCCUGGCCAUUGACUACAAUGACGCAGCAGCCAGCUAUUUUGGGGCUUUCCGGCUCGACCUGUGACAUCCUCCUCAUCCUCAUGUCCAUCCUCUGACCAAACCUGCUCCUUCCAUAGUGACUCUCCUGUGUGGCCCACAGACAGUCCUCGCAGUCCUGUUGCCUUCACCUGUGCGAGAUGGCAGCCAAACAGCCGGAGUCCAAGCCAGGGGGACGUGAUGCAGUUUAAAGCCCUCCACAUGUUGUCCCUUGUGGAGAGGGACAGAGCCAGAGGAGGGCACAGCAUGUGGCUCCCCACAGAGACCUGCUGUGGUGAGUGCUAUACAAGGGCGGACGAGUCCCACAGCCACUGCACGCCUGGCCCCUCAAAGAGUGGAGGGGAGGAAACCAAUGAGCCAGGAAGGGUCUGCUCUCUGAGGGCCAAAGAGGGACACGCAUAAAGGAUGAUUUUGCAUCCUUGGCAGCACAUGACCUCCCCAGCUCCUAUCUGAGCAUAUGGAGCAGGGAACAUGAAACAGCUGUCACACUAGCUCCAGCAGCGGCCUGCCCUGUCCGGGGAGCUGGAGGGCACACGAGGACCCUGCCAGAGCUUGGGUAAGGUUACACAGGGAACACAGAGCAGGACAGGCCUCUAGCAAGAGCCACAUCACCAAGAUGCCUUGCAACCAUGCAACAUGCACCCACCUAUCUCCCAUCCCCAGGAAGGUGAAGGCACAAGGGUCACAUCCACAACUGCACUAGCAGGACAACCCUUUGCAAGUCCAAACACACAACUGGCACAGCUGGACAUGGCAAACCAGGCUGCAAGCUGCUGAGGAGCACAGCGCGGAAGGUAUCAGGCCAGAAAUCGGGUUUAGCAGAGAGCAGCAGCGUGGUGAGUGUGGCCACAGCGCUGGCCUUCCUCCCCUCUGCCUGCAGGUACACGGGAGAGCCAGCACUAAUGGGCACCAGUUAUCAGAAAGGUAGGAAGGCAUUUCACUUCAGGCCAGUUAAAGCCUGGAGUGACAUCAGCAAUCUGCUUCAGAGGGUCAAAGAGCAGAGCCACAAAGCUGGAUUAAUUACCAGCAGAAGUGGCUGCACCUAGGCACGUGGCAGAGACGCACAUUUUUCCUGAGCCAGGUUAGACAGCAAGGCGACACGUGAGCCACAGAUAUCCCCAGUGACCCUGCACCAACAGAGGCCAGUGCCUAGUAGCUCUGGAUCAGCAUCUCCUUACCAGCCCCAAGCAAACACAGAUGUGUCGCACCAAUGAGAGGGUACAGUGCUGCCACCCAGAGCCUUAGGGAAGCUGGUCAGAUCAGGGGAAGCCAGGGCAAGCUGGAGACCUGUAAGGUUGAGGCACUCCUGGGCUGGCCAUCAGCAGGCUGGCAAAAGCAGCAGCAUCUGCAGGGCCUUGAGUGCUUCUUCAUGGCACAUAAAAAACCCUGAAAGUAAGGAAAAGUCAUCAAACUGCCCCUAUCUUCUGUUCCCAGGGAGCAGUCAGCCCUGCAGCAGCUCUCAUGGUGCCACAUGCUGGAGCCCCAGCUGGGAGGCUGCAUGUGGGGAAGGGGUAUUGCAGAGACCUGGCGCUAAGCUGAGCUGACCUCAGGGUGCCGUGAGCGAGCUGGUCCGUCCCGCGGGGCAGAGGGCAGCUAAAACGCACAGGACCACAAAGCCAAGGAGCUUCACACCAGGCCUCCCCUUCACUCCAGUCUCUUCUGACCAAGCCUCGCUUUUCUCCAGGUUUUGUUCCUCCAAGCCCCCUGGGGCCAGUGCCACCACCCUCUGGCUCUCACAUAGUUAACUGUCAGGAUUUCAGCUCAGGCCACGCGAGUCCCCAGGCAGCUGCAUUUCCCCUGCUGCUAUCUACCCCAGCGUUACGGCAGCAGUGACACCAGGGCUGCACGAGCCCAAGUGAUUGGCAGCGCAAGCCCCAGGACAGAGAAGAGCAAACCACCAUGGUCAAACUGCACGGACACCUCAGACACAGAAGGUGGGUUCGAGCAGGGCAGAACAUGAUUAAGUUGGCUCGGUCCGUGGAUGCUGGGGUGGAUACAGCCCCCUUUUGUAAUUACUUGUAUAUUCUCUGUAUCAUACUAAGACUCUUGAUGUGUACGGACACCUGACGGCAGCACAGGCUUCCAGGAACGACACAAGUAGCCCUCGCACCAGCAGGGCUGUGGGGGAGCUCAGUGCUGGUUUAAAUAAACCCUGUACUCCA
Molecule: messenger RNA, 3223 nt
Organism: Dromaius novaehollandiae (emu)
Lineage: Eukaryota; Metazoa; Chordata; Aves; Casuariiformes; Dromaiidae
Product: tumor necrosis factor ligand superfamily member 10-like
Exons: 5
Coding region: 127-1089 (320 amino acids)
Biological process (GO): immune response
Cellular component (GO): membrane
Molecular function (GO): tumor necrosis factor receptor binding
Source: RefSeq, a predicted model, not a curated record